AUGAAAUUGCUUUUCUGGGCUCGAGUGGUCAUGCGCAAAUGGCUCAACCUCACCAACAACAAUUCAGAUUACUCCGCCGACACUGACUCCGAUUCCGACUCAGUAUUCAACUCCGACCCAGAGGCUCUUCCCUGGAUAAGAAGAAAGUCGGAGACAUUCAGGGCUCAGUAUAUAAACACGAAGGAAAUCAGGAGGAUAAUCUGGCUGGGGGACCUGAAUUAUCGUAUCAAUUUGUCAUAUGAGAAAACAAGAGAACUAAUUUCGAAAAAAGACUGGGCUAAGUUAGUUGAGCAUGAUCAGGUAUGUGCUGCUAAAGGUCCUAGACCAAGGUAUCCACGGGUGUGGAAAACCAAUAAAAAGAUGGGAACCAUUUCUAAGUCCUUGAAGCUUGUUGAAUGUACAUUUGCUGACAUGGAGGAGCUUGGCAUCCGACCGACAAUGUCGAUUGUUUCAAUGGUUGGAGAUGUAUUUGAGAAGCUGGGUAUGCUGGACAAAUGCCGAAAACUAAAGAGGAAAUAUCCACCGCCAAAAUGGGAAUAUCGAUACUUUAAAGGUAAGCGCGUUAAAGUUAGAGCCAAGUAUCUUGAAGAAACUGGCGGGAAUACAGAUUUAAAUAAGGCCAAUAAGGAAGCUGAAGUUAAUUCAUCCGAAUCACAUGAGGAUGCAGAAGUUAUUUCUCACGAACUCUCUGAUGAAAGCAGCCAUUUUAAUGUUGCUGAAGUAUAUUCCACCGUACCUUUUGAAAAUGUCGACUCCAAAUCCGAAUGA
This is a messenger RNA of Fraxinus pennsylvanica, 768 nucleotides long. The record is from the annotation of a GenBank genome assembly. NCBI's taxonomy places the organism in Eukaryota, Viridiplantae, Streptophyta, Magnoliopsida, Lamiales, Oleaceae.